AUGUUCAUCCCCAGAUGCUAUUUUUCACAGCAACUAUUCACACUCAUCAAACCGGAUAGCGGGAAGUAUCAGUGCAAAAUCCAAUCGGACGGGCAAGUCAUUGCUAGCCGACGAAUGCGCCUAGAUGUUCAGGACGACAGUAUCUUCGUCCCAAAGCAGACGUUUCAAUACUUCGUUGAUAGCGGUUCGAAUGUGACCUUGGAUUGCACUGUAAAGAACAAUUUACCCAUCUCAAAUAUAUCGUGGCGUCGUCUUGCCAAUCCAUCGAGUGAUUUUGCGGGUGAACCAGACGAAGUGCUAUCUGGAAGUCAGCAGCUAGUAAGUGACACGCAUGUGGCCACGUGCUAG
Echinostoma caproni is the source of this 348-nucleotide messenger RNA. NCBI's taxonomy places the organism in Eukaryota, Metazoa, Platyhelminthes, Trematoda, Plagiorchiida, Echinostomatidae. The record is from the annotation of a GenBank genome assembly.